Messenger RNA from Cololabis saira (Pacific saury), 3544 nucleotides. It is a transcript of the gene rnpepl1, whose product is annotated as arginyl aminopeptidase like 1. Bases 628 to 2793 code for a protein of 721 amino acids. Lineage: Eukaryota; Metazoa; Chordata; Actinopteri; Beloniformes; Belonidae. The record is from RefSeq and is a predicted model, not a curated record. Gene Ontology annotation, biological process: proteolysis. Gene Ontology annotation, molecular function: metalloaminopeptidase activity; zinc ion binding. The transcript is spliced from 12 exons.
CUCCAGCGGCCCGCAGAAACUUUCUCCGCCGCCACUUACUUCCUGUUUGGUCCGGAGCGGAUCCUCCCGAGCCGCCGGUGUCGGUCCGGUCCUCCCGCCGGUGUCUCCUGGUGUCCGUCCCCGGAUAGGAGUCACCCUCCUCGGCCUCCCCCGGUCUCUCCUCCGGCUCCAGUCCGAGCACCGGGAGGAGCUGCGCUCUUUGGCCGGCCGCGGCGCACCGCAGCCCGGCUGAGCUCCGCCGGAGCAGCCGGUGUCUGUCUGGUUCUCCUGCCGGUCGUCCUGAUGGAUUUUACCUAAACCCCGGACCGCGGAGCCCCGUGGAGCCCCGGUGAUGCCCCCUGAUGCCCCCUGGGGGCUCGGACGGAUCCCCGUGUCCCUUGUUCCGGUAACCAGGUCGGUGAACCUCGUUAAAGUCGCCCGGGUUUGACCUCUAAGUGGCCCGGAGCUCCGCCGCUCCGCUCCGGCCUGGAACCGGCCCCCGCUCCGCUGCUCUGGCCGAUUAAUAAGAAAAUCGGCACCUGCAACCGACUCCUCCUUCAACCGACUGCACCAUCAACCGAUUGCACCUUCAACCUUCAACCGACUGCUCCUUCAACCUUCAACCUUCAACCGGUUCUGGUUCCGGUCAUGGAGCUCCCCCAGACUCCCACCUCGCUGUGCUGCUGCCGUAAGUCCAUCCCCGGUUCGGGCCCCCCAGGGGCCCCUAACCGGCUCUCGGGGAACCAGAACCGGCCCCAGGGGGGCCCCCCGGGGCCCCGGUCCCCCCCCCUGGAGGACGUGGCCUCGGCCUCCAACUUCCGGGCCUUCCGGCUGCUCCACUUCCACCUGGACCUGCGGCUGAACUUCGCGGUGAAGGAGAUGAGCGGCUGGCUGGUCCUGGACCUGGUCCCGGUUCAGCCGGGGGUCCAAACGCUGGUCCUGGACUCGCACCCGUCCCUGCUGGUCCGCUCCAUCGACUGCAAGGUCCCCGGGACCGGUACCGGGACCGGGCUGGAGGAACCCGUCUCCCUCACCUACCGGGUCGACCCCUUCACCGACUACGGCUCUGCCCUCAGCAUCAGCCUCCCGCCGGCGGUCCGGACCGGCCGGAUGAUCCGGGUCACGGUCCGCUACACUACCACCGAUGGCCCCGCGGUCUGGUGGCUGGACCCGGACCUGACCUGUGGACGGUCUCGUCCGCUGGUCUUCACUCAGGGACACUCGGUCUGCAACCGAUCCUUCUUCCCCUGUUUCGACACGCCGGCGGUGAAGAGCAGCUACAGCGCCUCGGUCCGGGUCCCCGACGGCGUGACGGUCCUCAUGAGCGCCUCCCGGACCUCCUACUCCCAGCCGGACCGGGUCUUCCAGUUCUCCAUGGAGUUCCCGGUCCCGUCCUACCUGGUGGCCCUGGUGGCCGGAGACCUGGACCACGUGGACCUGGGACCCAGGAGCCGGGUGUGGGCCGAGCCCUGCCUGCUGCCCUGCGCCGUGAAGAACCUGGGCGGCAGCGUGGAGCGCUGGCUGGCCGUGGCCGAGGAAAUGUUCGGCCCGUACCUGUGGGGCAGGUGCGACCUCGUGUUCCUGCCGCCCUCCUUCCCCAUCGUGGCCAUGGAGAAUCCCUGCCUCACCUUCAUCAUCGCCUCCAUCCUGGAGAGCAGCGACUUCCUGCUCAUCGACGUGGUGCACGAGAUCAGCCACGGCUGGUUCGGCAACGCCGUCACCAACGCCACCUGGGAGGAGAUGUGGCUGAGUGAGGGGUUGGCAACGUACGCCCAGCGGAGGGUCACCAGCCAGGCCUGCGGUGAGGCGUUCACCUGCCUGGAGACGGUGGUGCGUCUGGACGCCCUGCACCGACAGCUGCGUCUCCUAGGAGAAGACAACCCCGUCAGCAAGCUGCAGGUCAAGUUUGAACCAGGUGUGAACCCCAGCUCUCUGAUGAACCUCUUCACCUACGAGAAGGGAUUUUGCUUCGUCUCCUACCUGUCGGAGCUCUGUGGAGACGUCAAGCGCUUCGAUCAAUUCCUCAGGGACUACAUCCAGGAGUUUAAGUUCCAGAGUGUUGUAUCUCAGGAUUUCAUCAGCUACUUCCUGCGUUACUUCCCGGAGCUGCAGGAGGCCGCCGUGGCUGAGAGGGAAGGGCUGGAGUUUGAGCGCUGGCUCAGCGGUUCUGGGCCGCCCCCCUUCGAGCCGGACCUGUCUGCCGGCCAGUCCCUGAUCCAGCCGGUCCAGGACCUGUGUGACCUCUGGACGACCUCUGACCCCCCCGACCCCAGCAGGCUCCGCCCCUUCGACCUCUCGGCCUGGAACACCUUCCAGGUGGUUCUGUUCCUGGACCGGAUGCUGGACCGGAGCCCGCUGCCCCCCGGUGUGAUGUCCAGUCUCUCCAGCUGCUACUCUACCCUCUUCGAUGGUCUGAAUGCUGAGGUUCAGAUCCGCUGGCUGCAGAUGGUGGUGAGGAAUUCCUUCUACCCCGACCUGCCGCGGGUCCGAGCCUUCCUGCACAAACACACCUCCAGGAUGUACACCGUCCCGCUGUACGAGGACCUGGUUGCCGGGGUGAUGAAGUGCGUUGCCAUGGAGAUCUUCUGCCAGACGCAGCGGCGGCUGCAUCCCAACCUGCGGCGGACGCUGCAGCAGCUGCUGUUCGGGCCGGGCCUGGCCCCGCCCCCGGACCUGGCCACGCCCCCUGCCCCGGCCACGCCCACCCUCAACGGCUCCGCCCCCUCCUCCCCGCUGGAGACGGCUGCUGCCAUGGCAACGGCUGCCACGGCAACGGCUGCCAUCGCCUUGCGGGACGUCAACGUGUCGGCGUGACGACCGUCAGGAUCCGGGCACUGGACCAGGAACUGGACCAGGUCUAACUGGACCAGGAACUGUAGUUGGUGAUAGUCAGCGGUCCAGAACCAGAACCAGCACCAGAACCAGAACCAGAACCAGAACCAGAACCAGCACCAGCAGAUUCACCCGAGUGGCCUUGAACUCACCAGCAGAUCCGGGUUCGGUUUUUCCGUUUUUUUUAUGUGGAACCUGAACGUCUCAGGAGCUCCGGAUUCCCAGCCGACAGUGAACGCACCGUCAGACCGAAUGGGAGAAAAUGAAAAACACUUAAAACCUCAGAUUUCUGCUUUUUGUCCCUUUUGAACGUUGAAUUAAAAAUAAAGAAAUAACGAUCUGACAAAAGCAGAAAGAAGUAAAAGCUAUUUACUAUAUUUAUUAUUUACCUGAAGGCGUUGGACUCGAGGAAAUAUUCAGAAACUACGUUUUUUUUUGUCUUCAAAAUGAUGUCCAAGCCUUGAUUUAUUUAUUUUUUAGGGAAACUUUUAUUUUCAUGGUCGGAUCUGUUUGAAGUUCUUUGAUGUCAGCAGGUUCGCUCUGGGGUUUUAAAGCCGUUCAUGUACCGGAAGUACAUAGCUGUGCCUUGUGGUUUGGUGGCAGUGACGAGCUGCGUUAAUAAAAAGAUAAUGAUUCUUGAUUUAGCUUUCUUUCUUUCUUUCUUUCUUUUUCUGUAGAAAUAUCUGAGAAGCUUUUAAUUCUUUGUGGUUUAUUAUGUUAAUUAAAAACCAAG